UUUUCUAAUCAAAAAGCUUCCAUAUUCUAAGAAAUGGUAAAUAUUUCGGAGAGAAUUCUUUCCAGACGUUCAGUAUCAAUAAAACACCCAUUGUAAGCAGAAUACAAAGAACGUUAAACCAAAACAAUGCUCAAAUCAUCAAGCACUUUAAAAUGCUUGAAGCUUUCGCUUUUGUCGAAUGCGACGCGUUCCGCUGCCACCUCUGCCGGUGCCUUAAAGCUGGACUAUUUGGAUUCAGCCGAUUGGGCUAAGGCACGGGCUUAUGAAGAAAUUCCUGGGCCAACAAAAUAUGAGCUGUUUCGAGGGUUUAUGCCAGGUGGCCAAUAUCAUAAAAAAUCCUUCACCGAUUAUAUUUUAAAAGCUCGUGAGCAGUAUGGCGAUAUUUUUCGAAUACCAGGCACAUUUGGAAAGGUCGAUGUUGUAAUGCUUUUCGAUGUCAAUCAUAUUCAACACGUCUUUCGAACUGAGAGUGCUUGGCCUUCAAGGCCGGGCAUGGAUUCGUUGACGUAUUACCGAAAGAAUUAUCGUGCUGAAUUAUACGAUCAAGCCGAGGGACUUAUUGCAUCGGAGGGAAAGGCUUGGUCAACAUUUCGAACAGCUGUGAAUCCGGUCUUAAUGCAGCCUCGCAAUGCAAAGAGCUACGUUAUUCCAAUGCAGGAAGUCAACUCGGAGUUCCUACAAAGAAUCCGUGAGAUUCGUGAUCCUCAUACCAACGAAAUGCCGGAUAAUUUCAUUGAUGAAAUCAACCGACUGACCUUCGAAUCAGUUGCAGUUGUCGCCCUGGAUAAGCAGCUCGGUCUAAUCCGGAAGAACAGGGAUAGAGCAGAUGCUAAGAAACUAUUCACCAGCUUAACAAUAUUCCUGCAGUCUGUGUAUGAGUUGGACUUCCAACCUUCUCUGUGGAAAUACAUUUGGACACCAUCAUUUGCUCGUUACAAGAAAGCUCUAGACAUUAUAUUUGAAACUAUAAUUGGUUUUGUGGAAGAGUCACUUGAGCAAAUGGAAAAGAGAAAUAAGAACAAUUCAGAGACGUUGGACAGAGAACUGAGUGUAUUGGAGAAGCUCAUUAAGAUCGAUAAGGCGAUAGCUAUUGUAAUGGCGACGGAUAUGCUUAUGGCUGGAGUUGAUACGACCUCAUCCGUUAUGACUGGGAUUCUGCUUGAGGUGGCUACGAACCCUGAGAAGCAGAAAAAAUUACGUGAGGAGGUGCGAAAGGUUCUGCCACAUAAAGAUUCUACAUUCACUGUGGAAAGUAUGAAACAUUUGCCCUACUUGAGAGCGUGCAUAAAAGAAGGCCUUCGCAUGCAUCCGAUUGGAGCUGGAAUUCCUCGUAAGGCCGGUGAUGAUAUUGCCCUGGCUGGAUAUCGUAUACCAAAGGGAACUCGAAUACUCUUAAAUGCAAAUUUAUUACUGAGGGAGGAGAAUUACUUCCCAAAGCCGAACGAAUACAUUCCGGAACGUUGGAUGCGUGAUGGACCUUUAGAAAAUGUUAUCACUCCUUUUUCAUAUUUGCCUUUUGGUUUUGGACCACGAAUGUGUGUGGGCAGAAGAAUUGUUGAUCUUGAAUUGGAAGUAACAGUGGCACGUUUGGUUAGGAACUUUUAUAUGGAAUUCAAUUAUCCGACUGAGAAUGCAUUUAAGAGUCAUUUUCUUAACACGCCUGCUAUUCCGUUGAAGUUUAAAUUGACAGAACUUGAAGAUUAAGAACAAAUAAAUUAUUGUAACUACCUAAAUUAAUUAAUAAACUUUAAACUAAA
Eupeodes corollae is the source of this 1757-nucleotide messenger RNA. Its product is annotated as cytochrome P450 CYP12A2-like. The transcript is spliced from 5 exons. Gene Ontology annotation, molecular function: oxidoreductase activity, acting on paired donors, with incorporation or reduction of molecular oxygen; heme binding; monooxygenase activity. The record is from RefSeq and is a predicted model, not a curated record. Bases 127 to 1704 code for a protein of 525 amino acids. NCBI's taxonomy places the organism in Eukaryota, Metazoa, Arthropoda, Insecta, Diptera, Syrphidae.